Molecule: messenger RNA, 1410 nt
Organism: Helobdella robusta
Lineage: Eukaryota; Metazoa; Annelida; Clitellata; Rhynchobdellida; Glossiphoniidae
Exons: 2
Coding region: 1-1410 (469 amino acids)
Source: RefSeq, a predicted model, not a curated record
AUGGAGAAAGAUGACUUAUCACUACUGCUCAUCCUUGUUAUGAUCCAGACGACGUCUAGUUCACAUUUGUUGAAGAGGUAUUCACAGAACUGUUACCCUCAAAAGUCUAUCUACAUUAACGAAAACGUCCCAAAAUUAUGGUUAUUCUUUAAAAACUGCAAAAUGACCAUUCUCGAUGAGAAUUCGUAUAAGAGAUAUAUUGACAAACAGACAGUUGCCUACAUCAGCCUUAACAAUAUUAUCAUUACGGAGAUCGAUUCGACAUUUUUUGAAAAUUUAAUUCUUGAAAAAAUAUCCAUCUCAAACGUUUUGGUUAAUGACGAGCUGUCUACUGAUUUAUUCACGAAUAUAACUUCAUUAAAAGUAUUAUCGAUAAAUAAUUCUCUUGCAUUUAUAAACGCUCUAAAAAAUGUGGGGUUUAUUUCCGAGUCUAUGUGCCAAUUUUUAGAAAAAUUUGAGUUGAUAAGUCCAACUGUUGAGAUACACAUACAUGAAAAUACGUUUGAGUCUUGUUACAGACUACAAAGAUUAAGAUUGGAAGGAAAACUCCAAAGAACUGACUUCUUACACCAUCUACAUAAUGUUACUCAUUUGCAAAUCCCAGCAGAUCUGCUAACGAAUUUGAUAUUAUCUUCAUUUGAAGGUCUCUCACAAAGCCUUCGAAUUGUUUCGUUAUUCGAAGUGGGCUCGCGGAGAGUUAUCGGUACAACUUUCAGUGGAUUAAGAGUUUUACACAAACUAAUACUUCAGUGCCCCCGUCCUGUUGUCAUCUUGAAAAGUUUUCUAAUUUUUCUGGAAACGACUAAACGGAAAAUGUUAUUAAACUGCCCGGAUAGAAACACGGACAAUUUGUAUUCGUCACACCCGAUCAAAAUUACAUCACCACCGUCGACAUCCCUGAGGAAAAAUAUAUCGUACAAGAGAGAUUUAGCGCUUUCGCCGUUAAAAAAUUUUGAACAAUACGAACUGGAUAUCAUGGGUCCGGAUGUUUUGAUCGAUUGGGAGAAAGAACUCAUAACCGGGACGCCGAUAAAACCGAAAAUCUUAAAUUUCACGGCUUCUUGGAUAACCCGCGGAAUGCACAUGGACGUGAGGUGCUCUGCCACGGGAGAUCCUCCCGUCGCUAUCUUUAUAGAAUUCCCGGACGGAUGGCAAAAAUAUUACGGCCCGGAGCAUAGGGAGGUGAACCUUUUAGUGGCCUACCAGUAUUUCACCGAAAAAACAAAAAAUUACGCAGGUGAUUAUUCUUGCACUGUCGUCAAUGGAAACGGUCGGGAUAGUUUUACUAUAACUCUUAAUUUAUCAUCUGGUUGCUGGGCUGACGUCGGUCGGAUUUUGUUCCUCGUAGAAGUGAUGAUUUUUGUUAUGUUAGCUAAAAAAUUGUUUCUAUCUUUGUCGUUUUGCAAUUAA